Molecule: messenger RNA, 285 nt
Organism: Vicia faba (fava bean)
Lineage: Eukaryota; Viridiplantae; Streptophyta; Magnoliopsida; Fabales; Fabaceae
Source: the annotation of a GenBank genome assembly
AUGGCAGCUACUACUAGUGCUACUACUCAAAUAGAGGAGCACGUGUCCUUGAAGCUUGUGUUGAAUGAAAAGGGUAACAAAGUCUUGUUUGCUGAAGCAGGAAAGGACUUUGUAGAUAUUCUUUGCGGCUUAUUAACUAUGCCUUUAGGAACUAUUGCUAGACUUAUAGCGAAAGAAUCUAGCAUAGGGCCAGUCACUCUUGGCUGUUUUAACUCACUCUAUCAAAGUGUGGCUGAUCUCAAUGAGAGUUGUUUCUUUAUGUUGGAACUGCAACAUGUAUCGUGA